AUGUCCGGCGAGCCAGAGGGAGGCCCUGAGCCUACCCGCACGCUACACUCGUCGUCUACGAGCACAAACACCUUCACCAACAAGACGACCGACGGUGUCCAGCAUGCCCUCGACUCCAAGGGUGCCGACGCCGGCGACAACAUCGACACCUCCUCCGAGGCCAGCGAUGAUGACGACCGUGCCGAGAUGAACCGCAGGCACUCCAUCGUCCAGCAGCUCGCCACCCAGAUGUCCCGUCAGCAGACCGGCGACGUCGACCUCUCCGGCCUCUUCUCCGACGCCGACACCAGUCUCAACCCUUCCAGCCCCAAGUUCAACGCCCGCGCCUGGGCCAAGGCUCUCGCCAAGAUGACCCGCGAGGGUGGAGGUGGCUUCCGCCGCAGCGGCUUCUGCUUCGAGGACCUCAACGUCUUCGGCUACGGUGCCGAGUCCGACUUCCAGAAGGACGUCGGCAACGUCUGGCUGUCCAUCCCGUCCCUGCUGCGCACCGCCAUCGGCGGCAACGGCAACAGCGGCCAGCGCCGCAUCGACAUCCUCCGCGACUUCGACGGUCUCGUCCGCCCGGGCGAGAUGCUCGUCGCCCUCGGCCCCCCCGGUGCCGGCUGCACCACCUUCCUCAAGACGCUGUCCGGUGAGACCAACGGCAUCUACGUCGACGAAAAGUCGUACCUCAACUACGAGGGCAUCACCCCCCAGGAGAUGCACACCCACCACCGCGGCGAGGCCAUCUACACCGCCGAGGUCGACGUCCACUUCCCCAUGCUCUCCGUCGGCGACACCCUCACCUUCGCCUCCCGCGCCAGGUGCCCUCGCAACAUCCCGGCCGGCCUCACCCGCAACCAGUUCUGCGACCACCUCCGCGACGUCGUCAUGGCCAUGUACGGCAUCAGCCACACCGUCAACACCCGCGUCGGUAACGAGUACAUCCGCGGUGUCUCCGGUGGUGAGAGGAAGCGUGUCACCAUCUCCGAGGCCACCCUCUCCAGCGCGCCCCUCCAGUUCUGGGACAACUCCACUCGUGGUCUCGACUCCGCCAACGCCGUCGAGUUCUGCAAGACGCUGCGCCUCCAGUCCGACCUGUUCGAGCAGACCUGCGGAGUCUCCAUCUACCAGUCCCCCCAGAGCGCCUACGACCUGUUCGACAAGGUCACCGUCAUCUACGAGGGCAGGCAGAUCUACUUCGGACGUGCCACCGACGCCAAGGACUACUUCAUCGGCCUCGGCUUCGAGUGCCCCUCCCGCCAGACCACUCCCGACUUCCUCACCUCCAUGACCGCCCCUACCGAGCGCGUCAUCCGCCCGGGCUGGGAGAGCCGCGUGCCCCGCACCCCUGAUGAGUUUGCCGCCUGCUGGAAGGCCAGCACCGAGUACCAGAACCUCAAGGCCGAGAUCGCCGCCUACAAGGCCGAGUUCUCCGGCGACGGCGUCAAGGCUGCCGAGGAGUUCCGCGCCCACAAGAGGGCUGCCCAGGCCAAGUCUCAGCGUCUCAAGUCCCCCUUCACGCUCUCCUUCGCCCAGCAGUGUCAGCUCUGUCUCUGGCGUGGCUGGAAGCGUCUGUUCGGCGAUCCCGGCGUCACCCUGUUUGCCCUCAUCGCCAACAGCUCCACCGCCCUCAUCAUCUCGUCCCUCUUCUAUGAUCUCCAGCCCUCCACCUCGGCCUUCUACAACCGGUCCGCCGUCAUCUUCGUCGCCAUCCUCGCCAACGCCUUCUCCAGCGCCCUCGAAAUCCUGACGCAGUACGCCCAGAGGCCGAUUGUCGAGAAGCAAACCCGCUACGGCUUCUACCACUCGUCUGCCGAGGCCUUCUCCUCCAUCAUCGUUGAUAUGCCCUACAAGAUCACGAACGCCCUGUUCUACAAUCUGACGCUCUACUUCAUGACCCAUCUCAGGCGUGAGCCCGGCGCGUUCUUCUUCUUCCUCCUGGUCUCCUUCCUCAUGACGCUGUCCAUGUCCGGCCUCUUCCGCUCCAUCGCCGCUCUGUCCCGCAGUCUCUCGCAGGCCAUGGUCCCCGCCGCCUUCCUCAUCCUCGCCCUGGUCAUUUUCACCGGCUUUGUCAUUCCGGUCGACUACAUGCUUGGCUGGUGCCGCUGGAUCAACUACCUCGACCCCGUCGCCUACGGGUUCGAGGCCUUGAUGAUCAAUGAGUUCCACGGCCGCACCUUCGAGUGCGACGCCUUCGUCCCCAGCCCCCUCUUCCCCGGCUACGAGGACACGGACAUUGCGAACAUGGCCUGCACCGCCGUCGGCUCUCUUCCCGGCUCCACCACCGUCUCUGGCACGAGGUAUAUCGAGGUCCUCUACAAGUACACCAGGUCGCACAAGUGGCGCAACGUGGGAAUCCUCAUCGCCUUUGCCAUUGCCCUCCACGUCCUCUACCUGGCCGCUACUGAGCUGAUCUCGGCCAAGAAGUCCAAGGGCGAGAUCCUCGUCUUCCGUCGUGGUCACCUUCCUCCCAUCGUCAAGGGAAAGGCCGAUGCCGAGGCUUCCAACUCCGGUCCGGUCCCGCUCACCGAGAAGGGAACCGUGGACAACGAUGCCGCCAACAUUCAGGGUUCCACCAGCGUCUUCCACUGGAACAACGUCUGCUACGACAUCACCAUCAAGGGCGAGCCGAGGCGUAUCCUCGACCACGUUGACGGUUGGGUCAAGCCGGGAACCUUGACGGCGCUCAUGGGUGUGUCCGGUGCUGGAAAGACUACUCUUCUCGACUGCUUGGCUGAUCGUGUCAGCAUGGGUGUCAUCACUGGCGAGAUGCUGGUCGAUGGCAAGAUCCGCGACGACUCCUUCCAACGCAAGACCGGCUACGUCCAGCAGCAGGACCUCCACCUGGAAACCAGCACCGUCCGCGAAGCCCUCUCCUUCAGCGCUCUCCUCCGUCAGCCCGCUUCGACUCCCAAGGCUGAGAAGCUCGCCUACGUGGACGAGGUCAUCAGGCUUCUUGACAUGCAGGAUUACGCCGACGCCGUCGUCGGCGUCCUCGGCGAGGGACUCAACGUUGAGCAGCGCAAGCGUCUUACCAUCGGUGUGGAGCUGGCGGCUAAGCCCCCCCUUCUUCUGUUCGUUGACGAGCCUACCUCUGGUCUCGACUCGCAAACCUCGUGGGCCAUCCUCGACCUCCUCGAGAAGCUCUCCAAGGCCGGCCAGUCUAUCCUCUGCACCAUCCACCAACCGUCUGCCAUGCUCUUCCAGCGUUUCGACCGCCUCCUGUUCCUCGCCAAGGGUGGACGCACCGUCUACUUCGGCGACAUCGGAGAGCACUCCAAGACCCUCACCUCGUACUUCCAAGGUCACGGAGCCCGGCCCUGCAACGACGGCGAGAACCCGGCCGAGUGGAUGCUCGAGGCCAUCGGCGCCGCCCCCGGAUCAUCUACUGAUGUGGAUUGGCACCAGGCCUGGCGCGACAGCCCCGAAUACGCCGCCGUCCAGACCGAGCUUCAGCGUCUCAAGUCCGAAGGCGAAGCCAGGGGUGCGCUCUCGGGCGAGGAGAAGUCUGAGUCGUUCCGCGAGUUCGCCGCGCCCUUCUGGUCCCAGAUGAACAUCGUCACCCGCCGCGUGUUUGAGCAGUACUGGCGCACGCCCAGCUACAUCUACUCCAAGUUCAUCCUCUGCACUGGUGUCGCUCUCUUCAUCGGUCUCGUCUUCCUCGACGCCCCGCUCAGUAUCCAGGGCCUGCAGAACCAGAUGUUUGCCAUCUUCAACAUUCUCACCGUCUUCGGUCAGCUCGUGCAGCAGCAGAUGCCCCACUUCGUCACCCAGCGGUCGCUCUACGAGGUCCGCGAGAGGCCGUCCAAGACGUACAGCUGGAAGGUCUUCAUGCUCUCGCAGGUCCUGGUCGAGAUCCCCUGGAAUUCGCUCAUGUCCAUCUUCAUGUUCAUCUGCGUCUACUACCCCGUCGGUCUCAACAACAAUGCCUCGCAGGCCGGUCAGUCCGCGGAUCGUGGCGCGCUCAUGUGGCUUCUCCUCUGGCAGUUCCUCGUCUUCACCUGCACCUUUGCUCACGCCUGCAUCGCCAUCACCGAGUCGGCCGAGGCAGGUGGUAACCUGGCCAACGUCAUGUUCAUGAUGUGCCUCCUCUUCUGCGGUGUCCUCGCCUCCCCCGAUCAGAUGCCCGGUUUCUGGAUCUUCAUGUACCGCGUGUCGCCCUUCACCUACCUCCUCUCGUCCAUCCUGUCGACUGGUCUGGCCAACGUGGAUGUCACCUGCGAGAGCAAUGAGCUCGUCACGGUCAACCCCCCGGCGAACAUGACCUGCGACGAAUUCCUGACCGACCCCGGCUUCGUCGCGGGCGCCGGCGGAUAUCUGGAGAACGGCAGCGCCACCACGGCCUGCCAGUACUGCCCCCUGGCUAAGACGAACACGUUCCUGGCCGGCAUCAGCGCCAACUUUGACAACAGGUGGCGCGACUUCGGCAUCGGCAUGGUCUACAUCAUCUUCAACAUCGCCGCAUCGCUCGUCUUGUACUGGCUUGUCCGUAUGCCCAAGGGCAAGCGCAAGGCAUAA
This is a messenger RNA of Geosmithia morbida, 4500 nucleotides long. Its product is annotated as ABC-type branched-chain amino acid transport system, ATPase component. Gene Ontology annotation, molecular function: ATP hydrolysis activity; ATP binding; ABC-type transporter activity. The coding region runs from base 1 to 4500 and encodes 1499 amino acids. The transcript has a single exon. The record is from RefSeq and is a predicted model, not a curated record. Gene Ontology annotation, biological process: transmembrane transport. Gene Ontology annotation, cellular component: membrane. NCBI's taxonomy places the organism in Eukaryota, Fungi, Ascomycota, Sordariomycetes, Hypocreales, Bionectriaceae.